Triticum dicoccoides is the source of this 477-nucleotide messenger RNA. Its product is annotated as endoplasmic reticulum aminopeptidase 1-like. The record is from RefSeq and is a predicted model, not a curated record. The transcript has 3 exons. NCBI's taxonomy places the organism in Eukaryota, Viridiplantae, Streptophyta, Magnoliopsida, Poales, Poaceae. The annotation marks the transcript as partial.
AUGUCCAUAAACGUGUAUACUGGCAGGGACAAAAGUAAUGGACUGGUGUUUAUGUUAGCUAUAGGCUACCAUUGCACAACAAAAAGCUAUUGUGUAUCUGAGCAUAAUCCUUCCAUGGCACCGACGGACGGAGGUGCAGCGCCGGCGAUGCUGCAAUUCCUCCUCUUCACUCACCUCAUCGUUGCCACCUGCAGCAGCGGACAGGGAGCAAAUCUUGAAAGAACUCCUGGUGUGCCUAUAGCCGUCCCCAUGCCCAUUCUAGCAAUCACAGCUGACUCACCUGACCAGUUCCGUGGAAAGCUUCGACUCCCGCGUUUUGCUAUGCCAACCCACUAUGAGCUCCAUUUCCACCCCGACCUCGUCUCCUCAACAUUUUCUGGUGUGGUGUCAAUUAAUGUCUUUGUUUUAGCGCCCACUCGUUUCCUUGUGCUAAAUGUUGUGGAACUCACGAUCGACCAUGCUUCCAUCCACUUCAAG